Biomphalaria glabrata is the source of this 2376-nucleotide messenger RNA. RefSeq lists its product as uncharacterized. The transcript has 6 exons. The record is from RefSeq and is a predicted model, not a curated record. Bases 367 to 2286 code for a protein of 639 amino acids. NCBI's taxonomy places the organism in Eukaryota, Metazoa, Mollusca, Gastropoda, Planorbidae.
CCAUAACAAACGCGUCACAGAGAACUUCGCAACAUCCGGGGUUUGGCGAGGAAAGAUUCUUGUAAAUAAAUAAAACAUCAGCCUUUUUAAAAAAUACUAAUCUAUACAAGUAAUUAACUUCAAGACAACAUGAACAAAUUACGAAGUACUCUAAUCGGUCUGUCUAGCAGUAAGAAGUCUUUGUAUUUUAAUGGUUAAGCUAAGUCUCUUUGUAGUUUUGUAGCUCACUUUUUUUUUUUUUUCGAUACAGCCUUGUCAAGUUGUUAUAUUUGUUACUAGACUCAUUAUUCUAUAGAUCUACUAAACAUAGAUUCGGAUAUAAAUCAGGUAGCCUAUUUCUUAAAUCCUCUUUAAUGAAACAAAACGAUGGAGUUUUUCGGUUUUACUAGCAGUUCAUCUAAUAUGGAGCCAAACUACGCUUUUCCCGAAACAAUAUUGAAGGGAUACAACACAGACAUAAUCAACAUGGUCCCGGUCCUGGACACAACUGUGGUAGACACAGACGGAGGCAUCAUCCAGCUGACAGCCUUGUCUCAGCUUUUCAGUGUUUCUAACAUAAGAUCACUUGGGGCGGAAUUCAGUCUCAUGGUGAAGAAAAUGCUUGAUGAACUGGUGAGUCUCUCCGAGAAACCUUUCCUACGGCAUGUCGUGGUGGGCCUCGUGACGGCUGCUAUAGUCUAUGGCACGUUGAAAGUAAAUGCUUCUUGGAAUGAAGAAAUUGGCCUUGAUACGAGCUUAAACUGUGCCACGACGGGAAUCAAUCCAGAUUUGACGACACGAGCCACAUCACACCACAGAGCACAAGCCAUGCCUCCGCCGAAAGCCAGGAAAACUGCUAACAUGCAAGUUGUUCUCAAAAGAAAACCACAAAAGGAAAGAACUGAGGUCAUCGGUGAUAUGAAACUGCCAGAAUACCUUCCCACAGACACUGAACUUAGGGCCCGCUCAGCAGAGGCUGCUAUUGGUAACGACGCCAAUGGCGUUGCCAUGGAAGCUAUCAUCAGUUCCACAGAACAAUUUCAGAGACAGCUUGGAGAAGCUCUCGGAAAGCUGGACGAAGUAAGGCUAAAGUUGAUUGAGUUAGAGAACGACAAGAAUCUUCUCUUAGCUGAGAUUGACUUGAGGAAGAAGAUCAUUUAUCGCUUACAGAAUGAGAACACUUCAGAAAGAGACAAAAGACAGCAGGCAGAGUUGAAGAUGGAAAUGAUGGAGAUAGAGAACAAUCAAUUACGUCAACUCAGAAAGGAAUUACUUUUAAAAACAAGUCAAGUCGAAAGACUGGAGAAGUUUUUAAGAGAAAAGGAAGAACAGCAAGAGAGACUGUUUGACGAGAAUGUUGUUCUACCAAGAAGUGUUGCCACAGUCCGAGCUAAAGAGUUUGGUGAAUUACAGAACCGUGUAGAGAGACUAGAGUCGGAACUGACUUUAGCAGCAAUUAACACUAACUCCAGGAGUCAAAUUCCUCCUGGCGACGGUCCAAGUGUAGAAACGUUAAGAAAUAAAAAUGUGUGCUCUCAUGCCACUAGCACGAGCACAGUGUGUAAGGCUGAACCGGAGAUAACGAGCAGCAUAUCGCGAAAUACGUUUAGCAAGGCCAACAAAUACACUUUAUCCUUCGAUAACAGACACACACAAAUUGAACGAAAUAACGAAGAACUUGAAAAAACACACCCAAAAGUCCAGUCUGCAGAAGCGCCCACGGAACUGUGUCCCAUUAGUGAAGUUAGUCAUUCUAAUAGGAGCCAAAACAGCAAAGGGGUCAUUGCUCAGCUGAGAGCUUUUAUAACGGGCGCCAACGGAAGCGGCAGUGAGUCCGAAGUUGAAACCACGCGCGUGGAAGAGGAGUUGUACCAGCCUUCCGAUGGACAGAGCAGCGUCUUCAUGUCAGCAUCGUGCGGAUCGGAUUCAUCUGAAACCGAAGUGACAGUUGUGUCAAAUAAAGCCACGUACCGGAAGUCCCAACAGAGAACAAACCCGAACAAGAGAUUUACCAAACACAAGCGUAAGACUGCGAGUGAGAAAGAUGUUAACGUCUCUAAAUGUCAACAUGGAAGCCAGGAUACUUUGAACGACCAGAAUGGAUCACUUUCCAAUGCAGUGGCCAGUUGCUGCAGUGAGACUAACUCUCAGUCCACAUCUUGUUCCCGCUCCAAUUCACUCCUAAGCAACGGGUCAUCGAAGAAAGAGAACAAAGACAACCCGGAGGCUGCUAACACUUGUAGCUCUGAAGAGCCUGGAACGGAAAGUGAAGAUUCUUGGAUAGUUAUAAUGCCUACUGUGGGAUAAUAUUUAUGUGUAUUUAUUUUUAUUUACAAAAAAAAAAAAAAAAAAAUGGCUACUUUAAAUUACAAAUUAAAAACUUUAUCAAUAGGUUUC